Molecule: messenger RNA, 1908 nt
Organism: Fonsecaea erecta
Lineage: Eukaryota; Fungi; Ascomycota; Eurotiomycetes; Chaetothyriales; Herpotrichiellaceae
Exons: 3
Coding region: 1-1908 (635 amino acids)
Source: RefSeq, a predicted model, not a curated record
AUGAGGCUCUCGCUCUCCUUGCAGUGGUGGCUCGUAUGCCUAUUCGCCUGGAGAAUAGCCGCCGACAACAAGACACAACCCAUCUCCAUCUUUCGAUCGAGACCGGAUCUAUUUGCUCCCAUUCUCAGCGUCUUUCAACGACAGCCAGAGAAACUUGCGCCGGGCUAUUACUUUGUCGCUCCGUAUCAAGCAGCCCAGGAAGGCAUCCACAUAUAUGAUAAUGAUGCGAACUUGAUAUUCUCGGGCUUUGGCAGCGCUGGUCCCGGUGUCUCUCACGCGCCUCAGACAUGCAUGUACAAAGGCGAGAUCCACCUAUGCUUCUAUCAGGGCGUGCAAAUGCUUGGUUGGGGCCACGGCCAUGGCCUCAUCAUGGAUAAACACUAUCGCAUCGUCAGGUCUAUUGAGCCGGGCAGCUACCAGGCCUCUUCCGACAUGCACGAAUUCAGGGUUAUCAAUGAAGGGAAGCAGGCACUGAUGACCCAGUACCUUCGCAGCGUCUACGAUAUGUGUCCCUGGAAUCUAUGCGAUGGUCUCGGCUACAUCCAGCAAGGAGCGUUCCAGGAAGUCGACGUCGACACGGGAGAAGUUCUGUUCGAAUGGCACAGCCUGGACCAUGUCCACCCGAGCGAGAGUUGGGUUGGACCGAGCACCACCGAGAUCAGUGGAACGGGAGAGCACCCUGACAGUCCCUGGGAUUACUUCCACAUCAACUCCAUCGACAAGAACAAGGAUGGCGACUACCUGAUCUCGGCCCGCCACACCUCGGCCGUGUAUAAGCUCUCGGGAGUGGAUGGCCACGUCAUCUGGCGCCUGAAUGGAGCAAAAUCGGAUUACGCACUCGAGGGGUUCCAGUUCUCGUCUCAGCAUGACGCCCGUUUCAUCUCCGAUAACGAAACGCACACGGUGCUCUCCCUGUUCGACAACGGUACCAAUGGCUUCAACCAGACCCAGCCGCAUUCGACUGGCCAGAUAAUCAUCUUGGACCACCGGACGAAAGUGGCGACGUGUAUCUUGAACCUUGACCCGCCGUUCGUCGACGGCCACGCACACAUCUCCAAAUCUCAGGGCAACAUGCAAAUCCUCCCCAACGGGGGCAUCGUCAUGGGGUGGGGCAACGACGCCUUCUGGACCGAAUACGCGCCGGACUCGUACGAGAUCAUCUUCUACGGUGCGCUUGCGUGGACUAACACAAUGAACUACCGCGUGCACAAGUUCGACAACUGGGUGGGCAUGCCGCUGACCAAGCCUGCUCUGUGGACGUACUCGAAGGACGGACGGGAAAUGAUGAUCUAUGCCUCGUGGAACGGAGCCACGGAGGUCAAGUCGUGGCGAUUUUACGGCGGCGAAUCCAAGCAGGGCCCGUGGGAGGAAAUCACCACGGUGCCCAAGAAGGGGUUUGAAACCAUCUACCGGCACGCCGGAACGUACACGUACUCAUACGCGGAAGCACUCGACAAGGAUGGCCAGGCGCUGGGCGCCUCGGCCGUCGAAUCGACCUUCAUCCCCAACGAGCAACUACGGGAGUACUGCGACGACAUCGCCUGCCGGUUCAUGCCGAGCCCCGCACAGCGCAAGGAAGAGCAAGCGGCCAAGCAGAACCAGGAGCAACAGGACAAGCUCAACGAGGACCAGGAGAAGCUGGAAGUCGAACGGCAGCGGGCCGAGAAGAUCAAGAACGCCGAGAUUUUCGGGGGCGCCUUCGCCGGUAUCGCCGUGUUCAUCAUCCUCAUCGUCGUACUGGCGACGAGGAAUUUCGUCUCGCGGCCGGUCCACAUCCUGGCACACAAUGUGUACAGGGCGGUCAAGAGGAAAACAGGGAGAGAGGUGGGCGUCGGCGCCGGCUACAAGGCGCUGUCGUUGGAAGAGCAGGACGGAGACAGGGCGCCGAUGAUUACAGACCCAUCAUGA